AUUUAGGCAUCUAAAAUUUAAGGAGGAAUGCAAGCUGCAUUAUCUCUUGCUAAGAAGAUAGUGAAAGCCACAUGGGGGAGUUGUACAAAAAGACACUAAAGCCACAAAUACUACUUAAGAAAUCCUUCAAGAAGACAAAGAACCUCUUCCUCAAAACUCUACAUAAUCUCAAGUCAUUUCUCUUUAAAGGUCAACAUAAGUUACCUAAAGUUUGUCACUUCAAUCCCUUCUUCUCUGGCAGCAAUCGAAUUCCAAACAGCAUUAUUCAAGAGUUGGAUGAUUUCUACAGAGACUUUCCUCAACGAUGGGAACAUUGUGACCAUAAUGAGAUUCCAGAGAGAAAUAGCAUUUGUGAAGAAUCAGUAGAGAACACUAUGGAAAACCAAGAAAGAAUGAGAAAAGAAGAGAAGGAAAGAGCAACAUUCAAUGAAGAAAAUAUAGGAGAGGUUUUUCUUCAAAGCACAAGUAAAGGACAGAUUUUAGCACAGAAGAUGAAGGAAUUAGAUUUGAUGGAUGAGGAAGAUUUGGAUCAAAUGCUGGACAUAGAAGAAGUGCUACACUACUACUCUCACCUAAACUGUCCAUUUUACCUUGAUAUUGUUGACAGUUUUUUCAUGGACAUGUAUACUGAGUUCUCACUUCCACAGCCAUUCAUCAAUAUCAACAGUUCAAUGCGAAGUCUUGGUCCUAUUGAGCUCUAGAAACUACUGUAUUUUUCGUCGACUGCCUGUGUCUUUGUAUGCCAGAGCAAUUUUCCAAGCUAGCCAACUUCUUCAUUGUCUGUUCAAUUCAAAUGGAUUCCUAUAUUUAGUAAUUUCAGAAAAUCCUUGGAUCUCUAUUUCUUGAUCAAGUUUCUUUAAGAAGUGAGUUAUGACAGUAGUACAUUCAUUAUUUAUAUUUUGGAUGGAAUUUGCUCUAUUAAGUGUAAUGUAGCAGAGUGACUUGAUCUUUACUAUCUGCCGUGAAGAGAAAUGUACACAUAUCCGUCCUUGAAGCUAUUCUACCUCAUUUCCCUGCCAUAAAAGAAUACCUCCCAUUUUUCCCAGUU
Nicotiana attenuata is the source of this 1048-nucleotide messenger RNA. RefSeq lists its product as uncharacterized. The transcript has a single exon. Lineage: Eukaryota; Viridiplantae; Streptophyta; Magnoliopsida; Solanales; Solanaceae. The record is from RefSeq and is a predicted model, not a curated record. Bases 72 to 701 code for a protein of 209 amino acids.